Messenger RNA from Pangasianodon hypophthalmus (striped catfish), 3284 nucleotides. Its product is annotated as C2 calcium-dependent domain-containing protein 4C. Bases 135 to 1394 code for a protein of 419 amino acids. The record is from RefSeq and is a predicted model, not a curated record. The transcript is spliced from 2 exons. NCBI's taxonomy places the organism in Eukaryota, Metazoa, Chordata, Actinopteri, Siluriformes, Pangasiidae.
CUCGCGCUGGUUAGAGGCUCGUUCAGCCUGAGUGAGAUGAGCCGUUAGUGUGUGAGGUUCACCACAGGAGAGCUGUUACCAAAGCUCACAACAAAAGCCCAGCUGUGCUUCAGUGGGUCAGACCCUGAAGAAUCAUGUGGGUUCUGGAGAAAAUCCGGAGCUCAGUGGAGAACAGUGCUCCUCGGCCAGGGGAGGCAGGAGACAAACAGGACAAAGCACCCAUCUACAGCAACGUUCUCACACCUGAUAAGAUCCCGGACUUCUUCAUCCCUCCCAAGCUGGUGAGCUGCCCACCAGAGACUGAAACACCAGACGUGAAGCCCAAGGAAGGUCUACAGCCUUCCACGUCAGAGCAGACCAUUGGCAACAAAAUUAGCAGCCCUCGAAGUCCUCGCCUGGUCAGCAAACUAGCUGGAGACACCAAAAACCUGCUAAGGGCUGCCAACCGUCACAUCAUUCAGAUUGAGAGUGCGGAUGAUGUCGUUGCUGGGGACACCAAUGCUGACCCUCAGUCCCAGACAGCUAUGUCUCUGUCAUAUAUUCCAAAGACUCAGACCUCCUACGGAUUUGCUACACUAAUGGAGAGUCCCCACACUCGUCGGAAAGAGUCGCUCUUUCACUGUGACCACACAAGCCCAGUCACGUCUCCCAACACCCAACGCAAGUCGCCAGGCAAGACCACCAUUGAAGUAAACCAUCUGAACCCUCUGGAUUUCAACACGUCCCACAUCAACCCAUAUCGCUACUUUAGUGGGGGCGAGAGUGACACAUGCUCCUCGGCUGAGUCCUCCCCUUUCAGCUCGCCCCUGCUGUCCCGCUCUGCCUCCUUGCUCAAGAUCUUCACCCAUGAGACUCAGGCUAAAGUGGUCAAAGCCAAGAGGACGUUCGCCCGGCACAGUUCGCUCUCCACGGAUGAGUGCAGCUCCGCAGAGCCCAGCCCCAGCGUGCCCAGGAGGCUCCACUCUCCCGUAGGUGGUGGACCUCUGGACCAUCAGCAUGGGAAGGACAAACAGCAAAGGGAGCACAUGGUCAACCUCCACAAGGGAGGUAUGAUCCGGCUCUGUGCUGAUUAUGACCCAGGAACGGCACGUUUGCGCAUCCGCAUCAUUGCAGCUGAGGACCUUUAUGACCAGACAUUUGACAUAAAGAGCAUUAACUGCUGUGUGUCACUCUACCUCAACCCAGGCAAGCAGCAAAAGCAGAGAAGCACUAUAAUCAAGAACAGCCGCAAUCCCGUCUUCAACGAGGACUUCUUUUUUGAUUCUGUGAGCUUAGCUCAGGUGAAAAGCCUAGCUCUGAAGAUCAAAGUGGUGAACAAGGGCACUAGCCUGAAAAGGGACAGCCUAGUAGGGGAGAGAGAGGUUCCUCUGGGGAAGCUGCUGCCUGGUCUUUAAGCCUGCAUAAGGGCUUAUGAGGGCUUAGUGCCUUGAAAGGAGGACUAAUGUACCUUAAAGUAAAUAGCUAAUCCUGUUACCGUGUAGUAUUAGCAGCAGUUCCUUUAGCAGUGACAUAUUUAUUCAUGACUUCAACUUACACGCUAGCUCAGCCUUUAUAGUAAGUAUAUGUAUAAAUUUAAAUCUGGUAUGAAUAGAAACGAAAUUGUGUUUCCUCUUCAUCAUCUUUCAUAUAUUGUACAAAAAAAAGUACCAGUCAAAAGAUUUUGAAAACCCUACAUUUUAGCAUUUUUGCUUAAUUUUUUGCCCAUUUUAAAUACUGCAUAAUAUUUGAAAGUCUGACCAAGAAACAGAUGUGAGUGAAUUGAGAUAUGAUAGAAAUGAUUAUUUUAUUGAAACAAUUAGGAUCUUAGAGCAAGCAGUUAAUAAACUGCACAAAGAUUUAGGCUUUGUGAACUGUUUUAAAACGUAUGAAACUGCAGCUGUUCAAAAAUGUUAGAUUGGCAGUGUAUAUUUUGUAGUUUUAUGCUUGUGGCGUAAAGUGAUGCAGUCAGAACAUUUGCUUCUUGAUAGCAAAAAAACUUUUGUAUGGAGGCCAGGGCCUUUGAACCCUCCCCCAAAUGAUUCAGUGCGCAAAUGUCAGCUUUGAUCCUGGAUGCAUCAACCAGCUAAUUUGCAGGAUGAAUAAACAGCCAGGAGGAUAUUACAUCACCCUGUCUGACAUGGUGCAUUGUUACAUGCUUACACUUGUGAAUAGUUUUGUGAGACCCCCAAGCCUUAAUGAUGGAGGUGAAGGUUUGCAUGGCUUCACCAAGUUUAUCUGGACUAUGUUUUGCCUGGUACGACUUUAUUAAUCUAUUCUGACUAACUCUGCGUAAUAUAUGUCACUAUAUAGAAAAUAUUAAAUCACAGAUUGAUCAUGUUUUUAAAAUUCUUUUUGUAAAUAGCAGUUUUUUUUUCCUGGGCACUGAAUAAAACUGAUGAAUAUAGUUUAGUGAAAUAUUAGUGACAAUAGGCAACUAAGGAAAGUCUAACCAUUUAAGCAUUAUUGUAAUAAUAUUUUUUGCUAAAUAUCUUCUGCUGGAUUAAUUGAAAUAAUUAAUAAUUCAUGAUAAAGACAUGAUGAAAAUAAAUGAUUUGAGAUGUGGUGAUAAUGGUAUUAACCAGACUCUCAGGAAAUAGGAGUUUAAGUACUGAUGGAAAUGACAGACUGUGUGACAGUGUAUUUUUAAAAUAUUAAGAAAACCCAUGACUGUAGCUCAGCAUUUGUUGUGACAGGCCUCAUUAAAAUCCCUCCUCAAAAACAGAGCAUGCUAGCCAGCAGAGUGUGCAAAUUAUCCCGUUAUUAUGUCCUACAAUGCUGCUUAAUUAAACAAGCUGAAACUUGACUUAAGUUUUUCUCUUUUUGUGAUUAAAAAAUUGUGUUCCAGAGCCAUUAAGGUUUUUAAAAGUGUGCUGAUGUUUUUAGUUAAUAUUCACCUUUUUAUCAUAAAUAGGUUUUGAUCAGAGAGUUGCGCUAAUACUCAAGUCUUCCUGUUAUAACAGGUUUUUUUUUUUUUUUUUUUUUUUUUGAAAUGCCAAUCCAAUAUACUUGAUGUGUAAAUUAUUUUAUUGUUGAAAGUUGUAAAUGCUGGAUUCUAGUUCCUCUGUUUUUGUGUUUGUAAUUUAUGUGAACCGAUUUUGUGACCAAAAACCUGUAGAUUAAGCUGUGAAAUGUAGAAUGGGAAAUUAGAUGUGCUUUAUAUGUGGCAUGCUGUCCACAUUUCUGCAUGAACACUGCAACAUACUGAUAUUUAUAUAUGCUGAUAAGCUUUUAAUGGAAAACUGCAGGUUGUGGUAAGAAUUGUAUACUUUGGUUAACGUAAGAACAAUAAAGUUAUGUGUGAUGAA